CAACGGCCCCGCCCGCGCCACCCCCGCGCGCUCGCGAUCCUGCGCGGGCCGGCGGGCGGGUCUGGGUUGGGGCGACCUCCGGGGGUCGCCGGGAGGGCCGAAGGGCUGACGGGCCUGGCCCCUCCCCGGGACUGCCGCGCCGUGGGGAGGGCCCUGCUGCGCCCCGAAACUGCCUGACCCAGGGCGGGGCCGCGCCGGAGCUGGGGUGGGUCCCCGAGUCCCCGGCCACGCUGCGGGGCUUUGCUCCCUGGGACGUCCCUUGCAAUCUUUCCCCUCGGGCUCCACGAGGAUCCCGGGCGCCAGUGCCGGGCUGAGGAAGGGGCGCGGCGGGGGUCCGCGGCGCUCUGCGUCCCUGGGCGCGGGGGAGCUCUCAGGAGCCCUCACCUCGCCCCGGUCACCAUAGGAAACAGCCCGCCCGUCCCCAAGCGCAGCCACCACCAUGCAGGUCCCUCCACAGGGCGCCCUGCCCCGGAUCUCCGUUGGUUUGAAGACCGAGGCCCCUUUCUACCCGACCCGACACAUCCCUGCGCCUCAAAUCACAGGCCUGAUUGUCCCCAGGCGCGCGCUCCGGGUUGGGGCUACCCCGCCCCCUUAUGUGCUGAGGAGGUGGUGUGGAGUGAGGCCUUUGUUUCAUUCUGGUCACCUGUAGACAUUAUAGGGAAACUGAGGUAGACAACGGGAACCCUGACUUUUUUGAAGGUCGGCUCCCCAGCCUCGGGCGAUCGGGGGGAUACCCUCUUCUGUUUAGGAUGCUAGUUAAGAGCAGCGAUCAGGGCUGGCGUGGGUUUAGCCACAGGCUUGUCCGGGGCGCUCACUCCUCGCCAGGAGCGGCGCUGGUGCUUUGGUUACACCCCGAGAGGCGCCCGGCACUACGGUUUCCUUGUGCGCUGCGGGAAUUUUCAGGGUUGGAGCGCCGGCCGCGGAGGGGUGGCAGUGAGGCCGCGCAGUGAGGGGACGGACUCGCCCGAGGUCGCAGGGCGUUCAGAUUGACUCGACAGGCUGGGGGGCGGGGCCGGGGUCCCCAAGCGGAGUCCGGAGCCCUGCAACGUUAGCUCGCGACCCCGUGUUUGGGAGUGAGAACAGCGAGUCAGGGCCAGGCGGCCGGCCCAGCUCACCUGCGGGCUGCAGUCAGCCCGGACGCCGAGACCCGUGCCUAAGGCCCCCGUGCCCCAGGCCUCCCAGGGGUGCUGAGCCCCCCAGGCCCAGAAUCUCCGGGGGCCCGGGCAAGGCUGUCAGGUGCGUUCCCUCCCGUGGCGAAGCCGGGGCUGGGCCUCCAACAGACCCACCCGGACUCGCGUCCCUAGGCAGAACCACACACCCUGCUCGACCCCCGGGUGAGGACUUCCACUUGGGGGGUCCCAAGAUGCGACGUCACACACCGAGGGACACGAGGCGGGUGGGCAAUAGCCACAAGCCCCUCCAUCCUGCGUUCACCCCACACUACGUUCUGCUCCGGGCCGGCUGGGGACCCUGCCCCUCCGGGCCUCUGGUCUCCUCCGAAGCUUCUUUGUCUGGGAAGUGCGGGGAGGUGCCGGCCCCGGGCGCGCGUCCCCGUCCCCCACCUUUCUUCCCCACGUUGCGGACCCGAGGCCGCCAGGGUCGUGGGGGCGGAGGCAAGGCUGGCGCCUCGAGACCCCCGGGUUCCCCGCCACCCGCAGGGCCUGAGCCGCGGGGAGGGGCGGGGAUGGGGCGCCGCCGCGGGCCGGGGGUGGAGAGCGACUUCCUCCUCCGCGGACGCGUCACGCGGCGGGGGUCAAGGUGCGGCCCAGGUACGCGGCGGGGGGCGGUGGCGCGGCCAUAUUUGGCGAUUUCGGCGCCGCCGGAGCCCCGCCCGCCUCCGCCGGGAAGCCCGGCCCGGGGCAGCGCCAUCCCCGCCCGCCGCCGGGCCUGAGUCACGGCGGGCGGGGGGCGGAAGUAACGGACGGGGGGCGCCCGCCCGGCGCUCCUGGCCUUAUUUAGUCAAGGAGGCCGCCGAUUGGCGCGCGGGACAAAGGGGCGGCGGCCGGGCAGCCUCGGGGCGUAGGAGUGGCCCGGGGCCUCCGAGGGGUCGGGGCGGGAGCCAGGCGUGGGGGGCCUCGGAGCCUGGGGAGUCCCGGGACCGACGGCGGCGGGGAUGCGGGUCUGCCUGUCCCUGGGUUGCGGGCGGGCGGGCAGGGCGAGGCCUGGAGCCCGCGGGGCGCAGGGGGCUGGACCGCGCGCUGUGAUUUUUUCUGUUUUGCAGCGGGGCCUCGCCCAAGGUCGCGCCGGGCCUGUCCUGGAUAUGCUCUGGGAAGCCAGUGGCGCAGGGCAGCCGCCACCCUUCUGGAACCAGUGCCGGAGAGGGCCGGGCAGCUGGGCCUGGGGAGGGGACCGCAUGGAUGGAGCUGGGGGUAGCUGGGCGGCCUCCGGAGCCGGGAGAGUCAGCAGCUGCACUUCCGCCAGAGGGUGGUUCUUAGCUGCGGUCACAGAUUGCAGGGGAGGAGCCAGAAACGGAGAUGAAACCGAGGAGCCCCCACCCUCUUCACAGGGCUAAAGCCAGAAACCACCGUCGCAGGCCACAGCCUGCCUCAUGUGGCCAUGCCUGCUCCCUGGCAGUGUGCGUCCUGCAACCCUUCGCACCCCAGGGUCUCGGCUUCCGCAAUGAAUCCCCAUGUUUGAAAUCCCCGCUGCUCCCAAGGCUACCUGCUGCCUCGGGGUAGAAUCUAAGCCCCUUCCCCUGGUGCUGGAGGCCCACAGAGUGGGCGCUGCCUGUCCCUCCACUCCUUCAGCGCCCUGACCACUGCCUGGCUGUUCCUUUGCCCCCAAAGCUCUCCCACUGGCUGCCUCCUGGCAUGCCCCCAUGCCACCCACGACCUCCCAUCAACUCCUAUUGAUUAUUAGCUUCUUUCACCCACUCUCUGCCCUAGAGCAUUGGUUCUUGGGGCACAGCAUCCUUGUCCUCCACAGUGAAGCUGGUGCCCCUGUACCUGGCAUAGCACCUGCCCAGCAGCUGCUCGUGCAGGAAGCCCAAGUAGGGGUGGAAUAGAGAGGGAGGAGUUCCCAGCCCUGGAGGAGGGAGCGGAGAGGAAGCCCAGGUAGAUUCGCAGCUGCCUCCUAUCUCAAAAACGUGGAAGGGGCUAUAUAACUCCAGGGCUGGGAGGGAGGGGAGUCGUUUUUGCUGACUCUCCGCACGGAGCUUCUCCUGCCUUCUAGCUGGUCAGCUCCUCCAGCUCUCCCCGCGGCAGCAGGCCAGGGAGCGGAUGUCUUGUCCAGUGUGCGCGGGGCACCGAGGUAGGGGAAGCCUGUUUAACCCGUCCAGCCCCUCCUGCUCUGGCCUGCAGCUCGCCCAAGCAGCUCUGCAGAGCGACUAGGUCAGGGCCUCUCCAGGUGUCUCCACUCGAGGGACUGCUGGCGCCACGCGGAAAAGGGGAAGCGGGUCAGGGCGGGACAAGGGCAAGAGGUUACUGCUCUGGGCGCUGUGUCCUAAGGGCUGCCUCUUGUCUGCGGAGAAUGGAGGGUGCUGGGGGUCAAGCCCGGACUCUGUCAGGGUACCCGAGUCUUAGCCACGCCAUCCUUCCCCAGCGCGCCGCGGGGGCGGGCACAGCAGGGUGGGCGUGGCUGGGAGACUGGCUGUGCCUCGCCGCCCCGCCCGUCCCAGGCCGGGAAGCUGGGACUUGAGCUGGUCUGCAUUCGGGCAAGUCCUUAGGACAAGGCAUCCUUUGGGGGCAUCACCAAGCUGGGAAGGUGAGCCCCCGAGUCAGUGUUGAGUUUGCGUAUCGGCAAGUGCCUUGAGCUCACACCCCUGGAACUGGCAGUUUGGUGAGAGAUGGAAUUUCAAGUCGAGAACUGGCCUGGGAUUUUGAACACUUAGUCCCUGUCUCUUGCUGGCACUGCUGCUGGUGAGAAAUGAACGUCACUGGAUUCCUGAUCCAGAGUCCAGGUGCCUGGCACGGUUGCUGUCCAGGGCUUAGAGGACAGAGGAAGAGCCCCUGAGUCUGUGCACACUCUGCCACCAUGGCCCUGCCCACCUCUGGAGCCCACAGGUGCCCAGCCCAGGCCCCUUGCUUUUGGCUAAACUCCUGCCCUACGGGGACCCCCAUGAUGGCCACUCAGGAGAUGGGCCCAGGAGGACAGGGGAGUGACUCCAGGCCAUGACCGGAAGUGGCCUGUGGCCCCUGUUCCCAGUCCCCAGGGAGAUGGGAGGGUCACACGCUGUUAUGAGGAAGAGGACACCGGGCUGGCCCUGGCCCAGGGUGGCCAGCUCUGGUUUCACUACUUGGCUCCGAGCCCCUGAGGCAGGUGCAGGAGCCAGGCACGGUGAGCAGGGCCCAGUGCCCCUCAGGCUCUGGGGAAGGGGUACAGCCAGGUGGCCCAGAGCGAGGAGGUGCUGGGGACAGGUGUGACCACUUCCAGUCUCUCCUGGCCUGCUGGCCUUCAUCCUCUCCCAGAUUCCAAGGGCCACCGCUGGGAGCAUGGGGUGGACAUCGUCCCACCAGCCUCCUGGAUCCACAUCCGUAAAGACUCCAAAGUGAAGUGAGGCUGGCUUCACUCCAGCUCACAGCAGAGGAGGGGGCAGCCUCAGGGCCCAGCAACUUGCUCAGAGCGCACAGGAGUGCGCUGGGGCCAGGCCAGCCUAGCCCAGGGCCUCUGACUCUGCCCCCUGCCUGCAGGGCUGCACGGCCACUGUGUUCCACUCUCCAGCGUGGGCAGCAGUCCAGUGCGUCAUUCUGGGGCCUGAGCAGUGUGGGCAGAAGCCGGUCUGGGGUGGAGGCGACCUGGGCUGCAGGUUGUGGGUGGGGUCCUUGCUAUGCUUCUGGCAGCAGGAAUCAGAGAAGCAGUAACUGGAUCCAGCUGAGGGCCUGGCGGCCACCAAGGGUACCGGCGGCGAUCAGGUUGCGGCCGAGCCGUGAGCGUUCCACUGGAUGGCUUCUACAUCCGGAAGGGCCGGGCCGGGCCGGGAGCCCACACGGGGUUGGAGGAGGGGGGCAGGAACGAGAGAGGCCAAAAGGUGCAGGGCCGUGAAGAGGGGCGCUGGGCCCACGCUAUGAGGAAAAGGGGAUCAACCCUGCCCUCCAGCCCCGUAGGCCCUCAGGCCUUCAGGCUCUGGACUCUGCAAUCCGGGAGUGGCUGAAAUCCAAGCUGAGGGUAAUGAAAGGUGCCACUCCUAAGCCGCACGUCUCUGAUCCGCCCUCCCCGCCCGCCCUCUGCUGCCCGUGGGCCCUCUGAGAGCUGCCCAGGCUGCUGCCUUGGGUCAGAGGCGGGUCAGAGCAGGCAGGGGGUUCAUGACGCCGGCUGGGUCUGGGGGCUGUGGGCCAGCCGAGCCGACCCGGGCUUCUGGGGGACCGCGGGGGCCGUGAGCACUCAGAGGGUGCAUCCCAGGCCCCUCCGGGGACCCGGCCAGCCUGAAGAUGCCGACGAAUGGCCUGCACCAGGUGCUGAAGAUCCAGUUUGGCCUCGUCAACGACACUGACCGCUACCUGACAGCUGAGAGCUUCGGCUUCAAGGUCAAUGCCUCGGCACCCAGCCUCAAGAGGAAGCAGACCUGGGUGCUGGAACCCGACCCAGGACAAGGCACGGCUGUGCUGCUCCGCAGCAGCCACCUGGGCCGCUACCUGUCGGCAGAAGAGGACGGGCGCGUGGCCUGUGAGGCAGAGCAGCCGGGCCGUGACUGCCGCUUCCUGGUCCUGCCGCAGCCAGAUGGGCGCUGGGUGCUGCGGUCCGAGCCGCACGGCCGCUUCUUCGGAGGCACCGAGGACCAGCUGUCCUGCUUCGCCACAGCCGUUUCCCCGGCCGAGCUGUGGACCGUGCACCUGGCCAUCCACCCGCAGGCCCACCUGCUGAGCGUGAGCCGGCGGUGCUACGUGCACCUGUGCCCGCGGGAGGACGAGAUGGCCGCAGACAGAGACAAGCCCUGGGGCGUGGACGCCCUCCUCACCCUCAUCUUCCGGAGCCGACGGUACUGCCUCAAGUCCUGUGACAGCCGCUACCUGCGCAGCGACGGCCGCCUGGUCUGGGAGCCUGAGCCCCGUGCCUGCUACACGCUGGAGUUCAAGGCGGGCAAGCUGGCCUUCAAGGACUGCGACGGCCACUACCUGACACCCGUGGGGCCCGCAGGCACCCUCAAGGCCGGCCGAAACACGCGACCCGGCAAGGAUGAGCUCUUUGACCUGGAGGAGAGUCACCCACAGGUGGUGCUGGUGGCUGCCAACCACCGCUACGUCUCUGUGCGGCAAGGGGUCAACGUCUCAGCCAAUCAGGAUGAUGAACUAGACCAUGAGACCUUCCUGAUGCAAAUUGACCAGGAGACAAAGAAGUGCACCUUCUAUUCCAGCACUGGGGGCUACUGGACCCUGGUCACCCAUGGGGGCAUUCAGGCUACAGCCACACAAGUUUCCGCCAACACCAUGUUUGAGAUGGAGUGGCGUGGCCGGCGGGUAGCACUCAAAGCCAGCAAUGGGCGCUACGUGUGCAUGAAGAAGAAUGGGCAGCUGGCGGCUAUCAGCGAUUUUGUCGGCAAGGACGAAGAGUUCACCCUCAAGCUCAUCAACCGGCCCAUCCUGGUGCUGCGCGGCCUGGACGGCUUCGUCUGCCACCACCGCGGCUCCAACCAGCUGGACACCAACCGCUCCGUCUACGACGUCUUCCACCUGAGCUUCAGCGACGGCGCCUACCAGAUCCGAGGCCGCGACGGAGGGUUCUGGUACACGGGCAGCCACGGCAGCGUGUGCAGCGACGGCGAACACGCCGAGGACUUCGUCUUCGAGUUCCGCGAACGCGGCCGCCUGGCCAUCCGCGCCCGGAGCGGCAAGUACCUGCGCGGCGGCGCCUCGGGCCUGCUGCGGGCCGACGCCGACGCGCCGGCCGGGACAGCGCUUUGGGAGUACUGAGGCCGCGCCCAGACCAGCCUGUCGCGCAUUAAAACCGUGUCUGUCCCGCAGCUGUGGGUGGGCCCCGGGGCGCCGCUUGGGGGGUCCUGCAGCUGGAGGUGGAGGAGGCCCACAAUUCUCCCCAAACCAGAGAGCGCCCAGAACGUCCCAGUGCCCAGGAACUCCCCUCUGGGAGGUGGUCUUGUGGAUGGGCUGGGUGACCCAGGCUGGUGGAGGGGAGGUCUUGAGGACGUGGGGAA
This is a messenger RNA of Gorilla gorilla gorilla (western lowland gorilla), 7084 nucleotides long. RefSeq names its product fascin actin-bundling protein 2, retinal (gene FSCN2). Gene Ontology annotation, biological process: cell migration; actin filament bundle assembly; establishment or maintenance of cell polarity. Gene Ontology annotation, molecular function: actin filament binding; protein-macromolecule adaptor activity. The record is from RefSeq and is a predicted model, not a curated record. The transcript has 8 exons. Lineage: Eukaryota; Metazoa; Chordata; Mammalia; Primates; Hominidae. Bases 5367 to 6845 code for a protein of 492 amino acids. Gene Ontology annotation, cellular component: cytoplasm; actin cytoskeleton.